AUGAAGUCCACCAUCGUCACUGCUUUCCUGGGUUUUGCGUCUCUCGCGAUCGCUGCACCUGCACAGAUUAUUACGCGUCAAACGUCUCUUGAGCAGGUUACAGACAGCUACGUGUUCGAUAUAUCCAUCGCCGAGUUCAUCGAUAACCGCAAUGCGAAGACUGGUCCUGCGGAAUUGGAUUGGUCGAGCAAUGGGUGUACUGCGAGUCCGGAUAAUCCGUUUGGGUUUGAUUUCAUAAACUCGUGCUACCGCCACGACUUCGGCUACCGCAACUUUAAGAAGCAAAACCGCUUCGAUGCGAACAAAGCGCGUAUCGACGAUAAAUUCAAGACAGACAUGUUCAAUCAGUGUGCGAAUGAGGCGGUCAAGGGGCCGUGUGAGGCUACUGCUACGCUGUACUAUGAGGCUGUCAAGACGUUUGGGAAAAAGCGGGAUUUAGAGAUGGCGGGGGAAAAGAGGGCCGUUAAUGAAUGA
This is a messenger RNA of Alternaria atra, 474 nucleotides long. RefSeq lists its product as uncharacterized. NCBI's taxonomy places the organism in Eukaryota, Fungi, Ascomycota, Dothideomycetes, Pleosporales, Pleosporaceae. Gene Ontology annotation, molecular function: A2-type glycerophospholipase activity. The transcript has 2 exons. The record is from RefSeq and is a predicted model, not a curated record. The coding region runs from base 1 to 474 and encodes 157 amino acids. Gene Ontology annotation, biological process: arachidonate secretion; phospholipid metabolic process.